Messenger RNA from Geodia barretti, 1158 nucleotides. The record is from the annotation of a GenBank genome assembly. NCBI's taxonomy places the organism in Eukaryota, Metazoa, Porifera, Demospongiae, Tetractinellida, Geodiidae.
UUCUUCCUCAGCGGCUGGUUCUUCAGCAACUUCCUCGGCGGGUGCUUCUUCCUCAGCGGCUGGUUCUUCAGCAACCUCUUCAGCGGGUGCUUCUUCUUCAGCAGCUGGUUCUUCAGCAACCUCUUCAGCGGGUGCUUCUUCCGGCUCAGGCUGGUUGUCCCACGCAUCACCUGUGAACUUCACCAUGCCUCCAGCAGGAGUAUUCACAAUAUAACCCUUGCCACCAUCAAUACCAAAACCGUCACCUUCAUCAGCUACCGUGUAACCCGUGAAACUCUGGGUCGCAGCAUCGAGUUGGAUCACAACCGUUGCACCCAACAUUUCUGCCAACGAUUUCGCUGUGUAGGGAUCUGCCGGCAUCAACGGAAUAGAAACCAUGUUCAAACCCGGUUCGAGCGUUACAUCAAAACCAGGACCUUCUACGACCGGUUCUGGAAUCGGUUCUUCUACAACUGGCUCUGCGGGGGCCUCAACAGGCGUGAUCAUCAACAUUGCUGUGGGUUCAUCCCACGCAAACGCUUCACCGACAUCAGCCCCGCCUUGAAUACCUUCGUGUGCUGCUAUGACACCACCUUCGGUCGGAACCCGCUCAUUGCUCCCUUCUGGAUCAACAGCGGCAUCUAAAGCGAGCGGACCCGGAAUAUCAGAAGCCAUUUCUGUGUUCUCUUCACUACCGGCAUCAUAAGCGUUUAAAUCGAGACUCGCCGACACAGGUGCGCCAUCCUCAUCAAAAAGUGCUACAUCGGUAGCCGCGAUGAAGGCAUCAUUUGUUGACACGAGCAUGGAACCUACAGAGAGCGAAGAGUUUACCAUGUCAGCCGUCACGGUGACAGUAAGGGAUCCACCGGGAGGAACCACACCCUCAGCGACCAUGCUGUUCGCGCCAGCAGCAGCUGCGAGUGCAACGAGGCCUGAAGCAUCUCCAUUUUCAGCAAGAGCCACAAGGGCAGGGCUCGCUGGUUGACCGACUUCGGCAAGGUUUAUACCGGCAGCGUGCGUCACAAAGAUGGGUGGUGAGAGGACUUGUCCACCUGCUCCGGGUUCACCAGUAGUGAGGUUCGUGAGGGUAAUCUCGAACAUCUGGCUCACCGGCAUUUCAGGAGCUACCUCUUCGGCAGGGACUUCCUCAGCAACUGGCUCUUCCGCUGGAGUUUCCUC